CUGACAACUGACUCCUGCUCUGUUGUUCAGUACAAAUUGAAGGAACCCAAACCGAGAAUAAAUUACACAAAGAUAAUAAAUAAUUUGAUCCAUAAUACUCCAACCAGCUCCGAUAUAAAGCGUUAUUUAUAACAGUUUAAUGCUGGAGAACCUCAGACAUACAGAGGCUUGUUUUCUAGUAAACCAUGCUAGCAUUGCUAGCUAACUAGCCAGCGUCUCGUCGCCUCCUCCUCAUCUUCAUGGGUUCCUGCUGCUGAGUCUGCCAGGCUUGUGCUGGAGGCAGCGAGGCUAACCAAUUAAUGCCAUCGGCCAGGAACUCAGGUUAUAUUAUGAGUGGGGCGAGUUGCAAAGCUAACGGCGCUGUGUACCCCGCCUCAUCAGCAAUGAUGAAUUCUGUGAAGAAGCCGAAGAUGGAGCAGAUUCAGGCCGACCAUGAGCUGUUCCUGCAGGCCUUUGAAAAACCAACUCAGAUAUACAGAUUCCUCCGCACAAGGAAUUUGAUUGCACCCAUAUUUAUGCACAGGACGCUCACCUUCAUGUCUCAUCGAAACAGCCGAUCAAAUGUCAGAAGAAAAACAUUCAAAGUGGAUGAUAUGUUGCAGACUGUGGAGAAGAUGAAGGUAGAGCAGGAUUCUCCAAGUUUGUCUUCACAUCUACAGCUAACAUUCACUGGGUUCUUCCAUAAGGAUGAAAAGCCAUCUCAGAAUUCAGAAAAUGAACAAAAUUCUGUGUCUUUAGAGGUACUACUUGUCAAAGUCUGCCAUAAAAAACGCAAGGAUGUCAGCUGCCCCGUAAAGCAAGUGCCUACAGGUAAAAAGCAGGUGCCUUUGAAUCCUGAGAGUAACCAAACCAAGCAUGGCUCCUACCCCUCCUUACUCGUCUCCAGCAAUGAGUUUGAGCCCAGCAACAGCCACAUGGUCAAGUCUUACUCGCUCCUGUUCAGGGUGUCACGCACAGGAAGGAGGGAUACCAAUGGCCUGGUCAAUGGAGAGGCCAACGAGAACAUUGAAGUUACAGAUGCACCUAGUAGAAAGAAAAGAAGUUCAUCCCAUAGAGAAGGAGAGACCACAGAGACCUUUGUUGCACAGAUGACUGUUUUUGAUAAGAAUAGGAGAUUGCAGCUGUUGGAUGGAGAGUACGAAGUGUCGAUGCAAGGGAUGGAGGACAGCCCUGUCAGCAAGAAGCGCGCUACGUGGGAAACCAUUCUCGAUGGAAAGGUGGGGGAGAAACGGCCACCAUUUGAGACCUUUUCUCAGGGACCCACAUUGCAGUUCAUGUUGCGUUGGACAGGCGAUGCUAGCGGAAAGUCCACUGCCCCAGUAGCAAAACCCCUUGCUACACGCAACUCCGACAGCUCCAGCCCCAUGGAGACCAGAACCAGCAAUCACCGAGCUGCCCUCAUGACAGUGAAAGAGUCAGUGUGCACAGACAUUCAGACGAGGAAAGAGCAGGUCCUGUGUGAGCCGCGGCAGAAGCUACGUAUAUUUUAUCAGUUCUUGUACAACAAUAACACAAGGCAGCAAACUGAAGCGAGAGAUGACCUUCACUGUCCCUGGUGUACCCUGAACUGCAGCAAACUCUACAGCCUGCUCAAACACCUCAAAAUGUCCCACUCGCGCUUCAUCUUCAACUACGUGCCUCACCCCAAAGGAGCGCGGAUAGACGUGUCCAUCAAUGAGAGCUAUGACGGCUCAUACGUUGGCAACCCUCAGGACAUCCACAGCCAGCCCGGCUUCGCUUUCAGCCGCAACGGCCCCGUUAAGAGGACGGCUGUAACUCACAUACUGGUUUGCAGGCCCAAAAGGAUCAAAGCGAGUCUGUCAGAGUUCCUUGAGACUGAGGACGGAGAGUUGGAGCAGCAGAGGACUUAUGUCAGCGGACACAACCGCCUGUACUUCCACAGUGAUAGCUGCAUGCCCCUGCGGCCCCAGGAGAUGGAUGAGGACAGCGAGGACGAGAGGGAUCCAGACUGGCUCCGAGAGAAGACUGCCACGCAACUGGAUGAGUUCACAGAUGUCAAUGAAGGAGAGAAAGAAGUGAUGAAGUUGUGGAAUCUGCACGUCAUGAAGUAUGGAGUUCCUCUUUUCUCCAGUUUCAUAGCAGAUAACCAGAUGAAUCAGGCUAUCCUACAUUUCGCGGAAAACAAUGGAGCUCACAUAAUCCGCCGCAAACUCUGCCGCAACUUCCUCCUGCAUCUAGUCAGCAUGCAUGACUUCAACCUGGUGAGCACAGCCACCAUCGACCAUGCCAUGGCCCGCCUGAAACAGAUCCAGGAGGAGCUUCCAGACACAGAGGAGGAGGAGGCGCAGCCGGGCCAGAGUCUGGUACCAGCAGCAGCCUGCAACGGCACCGUCACCCCCUCCACCGCAGGGAAACUGGGCAAGAGGACAAAAAGCACACUUACAGACUGAUGAAGGAUGGAUGGAUCAACGAUUCUCGUAUUGUUUUUUGUUUUUUUCGUUUCAUCCUGAAUGAACAUUUCCAACUCUAUGGUGCUUAGAUAGGUGGCAGAAGUGGUCAGCAGAGGAUCUGACCACAAGCAGACCAGUACACAAGGUAAACAAGUUUUGGGAACUUGUGAACUGAACCAAAUAUGAACAAUUUAAAAAAAAAAAGAAGAAAAAAAAAGUGAAUCACCCACAUCUACACAAACCAAGAUGAUGAGGAAUGUGAGUUGAACCUACUUAAUGUGUAGGAGCCAUUGAACUAUCUGCCUUUGGGUGAGAGAGUGAACAAACGGUCUGAUGUGGCGCGACUGCCUAUGGUAUGUGAUCGACAACUGUAUCAUGACUACAGUUAAAAAAUGUACUGGUAACAUUGUCACUCUUAAUUAUUUGUACACAUACACAAUAACCUUGUUGAGAACUUAUCAUUUUAGCUGAUUAUUUUAGCACUUGGUGUUUGUAUUUAGAGAGUUUACCUUGACAUUGUUUCCUCUUUUUUUAUUCCUGCUGCACCAAAUGUUAAAUGCAGCUUUCCCAGUGUCAUCAGUGGAGACACUUUCGGGCUCCAAUUUCACUGUUGUGAAUGAGACUUCCUUUUAAGGGUCUGACAGUUACAGUCCAAGUCCACAGUAUUGGCACCAAGUUAUAGAUUAUAUAAAGCCUGUAGAGCUUGUUAGGAACCCAAUGGUUGCAAUGACAAUAGUACUGUACUGUACUGUAAGCAUUGGGAUCUGGAACCACAUUCAAUUAUGGUUUGGGUCCAUGCGAAAACUCCUACUUCAUCACCCCUAAGCCUUUCGGCCUGCAUUGAUAACAGCUAAAGGAAAGCCAGGGAAAUCACUGUUUCUGAAUAUUUUAUUUACGUAAAACAACCAGCAGCACAUCAUCCCAUUUAUCAUGCAUAGCUUUCAAGAUAAAAGUGAUCAACUUUUUCUGAUUGCCUGUAGUUUGUUUUCACUUUGAGGUUUCAACAUGUUUCAUUUUCUUUCAACAUGAAUGUCGGAAGCUAUUGAUAGAAACGUAAUCUCAUCAAAUGUUUAACUCUGUCCCGGUAUGAAUCGAAUAAUUAACAGAUAUCAGUUUUUCUUUCAACGCGAUAUGCUCUUUAUUGGAUGUAUGGUUUUCAGAUCCAAAUCAGUUUUAUGUCCCGUUGGGUGCAAUUUAUGCCAAAGGGGAAUAUUUCAUCAGUCUUUUAGUUCUGCAUAUUAUUUAGCAUAUUUUCUCUUGUUCAUUCCACAACAUAAAAAGCAGCUGCAGUUGUGUUUUCUUGUGUGCACCUAAAUUGGUGCACAUCAACACUCAUUCGUUCAACAGACAUCUCUUUUCUGGCUGUAUGGGACAUCUAAAUUGACAAUACUCCUCAUUUCAUGGAAGGUUUCUGUUUUCAUCUGAAAUAUUCACCAUUUUAUGUAAAAAAAAAAAAUGUACACUCUGGUUAGGGGGACUUUUAUAUUUAAAGAAAUAAAAUACAUUUGACCUUAUUCAUGGCUGUCAU
Notothenia coriiceps (black rockcod) is the source of this 3939-nucleotide messenger RNA. RefSeq names its product SUZ12 polycomb repressive complex 2 subunit b (gene suz12b). Gene Ontology annotation, cellular component: nucleus; RSC-type complex; ESC/E(Z) complex. Lineage: Eukaryota; Metazoa; Chordata; Actinopteri; Perciformes; Nototheniidae. Gene Ontology annotation, molecular function: chromatin DNA binding. The record is from RefSeq and is a predicted model, not a curated record. The coding region runs from base 300 to 2411 and encodes 703 amino acids. The transcript is spliced from 18 exons.